Molecule: messenger RNA, 2536 nt
Organism: Stegastes partitus (bicolor damselfish)
Lineage: Eukaryota; Metazoa; Chordata; Actinopteri; Pomacentridae
Gene: errfi1b
Product: ERBB receptor feedback inhibitor 1b
Exons: 4
Coding region: 245-1300 (351 amino acids)
Biological process (GO): regulation of keratinocyte differentiation; negative regulation of epidermal growth factor receptor signaling pathway
Source: RefSeq, a predicted model, not a curated record
UGAGCCUGGCCUCCCGGUGUUGUUGACACAGAGGAUGUUGCACAUGUUCAGCUCUGACUGCUUCAGAUACAACCCACACUGAUUCUGAUCGCAUCGGAACCGAACUUUGGGCUUUACGCGCUGCUCACCGCUGGCUAGAAUGACGCUGUGAUGGGUUUGAUGGAGCUGACUUGUGUUGGAGGUUUGGGUCGACACCAAACACACCUUCAGGAUUUAUAAAAAAAAAUGAAAAUUCUGCCACAACAUGGCCGGGAGUCAGAAUAACUACUGGGGACAGCAUGAGCUGAACAGAGUGUGCUUCGGUCUGGGCGCUGACAUGGAUCACAACCUGAAGGAGCUUCAACAGCAGCAGAUGGCCAAGGAAUUUAACUCCAACCUCUCUCUCUUCCUAACUUCUGAUAACUUACUGCUGCACCAAGAAGGAGACCAGGUGGUCCCUUCCUCCCAGAGACGAGCGGCGUUCGGGGGCCGCCACAGAGAGGCCAAACCCCUGCCGCCGCUGCCCGACCCCGAGGAGCUCAUGUCAGAUGAAGCGGCCGACAGUGAAGUUGAGUUCUUCACCAGUGACCGACGACGGCUUCUGCCCAAAAGCUGCCCCAAGCCAGUGUGCAGGGGCAGCAGCAGCAGCAGCAGCAGAGACUGUGGACAAGUGAAUUAUGCCUACCAAGAGAGUUCAUUGCGUGCUGUUGGAGCCGGGACGGGCUCCAUAGCUUUCUCUUGGCCGAGCAGAGAGGAGGCAGGUAGAAGAGGCCGAGCAAACAACUGGCCAUUCGACAACCAGCAUGUGGUGUCAGCAGAUCCUUUUGGGAACAAACCGGACCAACACCAAACAUCCAGAAACAGAUUUUCCUGCUCAGACGCCUUCCCCACUGACAAGCCACAGAUCCCCCCUCGCAUCCCCAUCCCUCCCAAACCCGCCGCUCUCUCGAAGACUGCCAUCGAGGACGACAAGCCUCCCAAAAUCCCCCCGAGGGUCCCUUUGGUCCCGCCCUGCCCGCCGCGCACCCCGAGCCCCAAAUGUCUUCCCAUCUACAUCAACGGAGUGAUGCCCGCCACACAGAGUUUCGCUGCUAACCCAGAAUAUGUGAGUAAGGCCUUGCUGAGACAGCAGAGCGAAAGGGCGCCACCUGCCACUCAGUUCUCCCCCUGCAUUGUUCCCAUUUUGAAGGACGGCAGACAGGCCAGCGCCACCCACUACAUCCUCCUGCCGCCGGGCCGACCGGCUCACACCGAGAGACGCGAGAGACUAAUGAGUGAACCGCUCAAGACGGGACACGGCAGCGCCUGGCAGAAAAGAUAGAAACCCUCGGCUCGUCUGAAAAGUACAAAAUUGUGACUUACACCACUAAUAACCACGUGGUAGCCUUUUGUACAGAAUGUGUGAAAAAAAAUAACUCACGUGUUUAAUGUCAUAUUGUUGUUAUUUGCAAUGACUGAUAUUUUGUGUUUGUCACACAGCUGCACUGUGAGGUGUUGUUUUUUUUUUUUCUUUUUUUUGCUUGACCUUUUUACCGGUCAGUAUUUUAGACUUCAACCCAGAACACAUCACAGUAAUACAGUAUUUUCACUAAUAGUGGAGAAAUAUUUACCUCCUAUAACUACUUUUUAAGUUUGGUUCACUGCAAACGUUUUUUUUCACAGGAAAGUUUUAUCAUCACUAGUUUGUAAGUCUGACAGCCGGAUGCUCACAACACUACAACCAGCCUGAGCUAAUAUUAUAAGAGGACAAAUAACUACAAAGGUACAAGCUGGGCUUAUACCAAACUGUUCAUUCCACGUGUGUUAUUUUUAUGACAAUGCUGCUUGAAAAGUAUAAUGUAUUGAUGGAUUUAAUGUUUUCUCACAGUUUGAUUUGAAAAUGAAGAAUAUGACCAAUUUUAAAAUAGCACAUCACAACCAAAACGUCCUACAGUGACGCCAAACUCUUCACCUGAUAAAGCUCAUGUUUUAGAAAGGUUAUGAGAAUAAGGUGAAAGUGCAUUUGGAUUUUUUUUAAAUUUCACUUUAUCGAACUACAUUUUACCUGCAAAACAUCUUCUGUUUUCAUUUUAAGCAUUCGUUUUUUUAUUCCUUUUAUUUAAAGGUACGUCGUCGAAAAGGAUGAAAAUCUGAAACCGACUAAAACCUGCCCUCGGGUCUUUUAUUAAGAUGUAUGAAGAACAAGUCAAAGGUUUUACAUUGAUUGACUGAUCGGCAGCAGUAAUUGAGGCCUUUUAAAUUCAAAUGAGAACUUUUAAUCGUAAUUGAAGAUAAUUGUAAUCAUGGUGUGAAUUCUGCUCGAAUGCCGUGUGCGUGUGGUCAAACGGAGUGCCGAUUGGACCUUUCCUUUCUUUGAGCGUGUGGACAUCAUGUUACGUUUACACUGUUGAGGUGCGGGCCCACUUUUACGACUUUUGUUACAUCCACCUGUUGGAAGUUCUCAUGAAGGUUCUGUAUCGAAUUUGGCCCGUUUGCGUUUUGUCAUGUUGUGUCGGAAAGAAAUCAUAGCAAAAUUGUUUUUAAUCUAUUUAUAGAAAUAAAUAACUUAUUCAUUCUA